CUCGCCACGGCUCUAUUACAUAAAGAGUUGGCGAGAGCUCUUGACACACUCACUCCCCUACUCUCUCUGCCGUUACUGCCUCACUUCCAUAGCAACAACACAAAAGGAGAACAAUUGAAAACGAUGGCCGAGGAGCAGAAAGUUAUCAUUCCAAGAGUGAAACUGGGUAACCAAGGAUUAGAGGUCUCAAAGUUGGGCUUUGGAUGCAUGGGGCUUUCUGGAAUGUACAAUGCCCCCCUCCCUGAAGAGGUUGUCAUUUCAAUCAUCAAGGAAGCUUAUAGCAAGGGGAUUACUUUUUUUGAUACAGCAGAUGUUUAUGGACCUCACACUAAUGAAAUCGUGGUUGGGAAGGCAUUGAAGCAUUUGCCUAGAGAAAAGAUCCAGUUGGCUACAAAAUUUGGCAUUGUUCCAAACGGUUCUGAUUUUAAAAAUUGUGCAAUCAAUGGCAGUCCUGAAUACAUCCGUGCAUGUUGCGAUGCUAGCCUGAAGCGUCUAGAUCUGGAGUACAUUGAUCUCUACUAUCAGCACCGUACCGACACUUCCGUUCCAAUAGAGGAAACUGUAUGUUCUUUUCCUUUCUUUCACCACGGAAUAGUUCAAACUAACUGCGUGCACUAUUUAAUUUCUAAUCCAAUUACUUUGAGUUGGCAGAUGGGAGAGCUUAAGAAGUUAGUGGAAGAGGGAAAAGUUAAGUAUAUUGGAUUAUCCGAAGCAAGUCCCGACACAAUAAAGAGGGCACAUGCAGUCCAUCCCAUUAGUGCAGUACAAAUGGAAUGGUCACUUUGGUCUCGUGACAUUGAAGAAGAAAUAAUCCCACUUUGCAGGGAACUUGGAAUUGCAGUAGUUCCAUAUAGCCCUAUCGGUCGUGGUUUUUUUGGUGGCAGAGCAGUCAUGGAAAGUUUGCCUUCGGAGACUGUACUGAAAUUACAUCCAAGGUUCACAGAAGAAAAUAUCGAGAAGAACAAGGUGUUUUAUUCUCGAAUAGAAAAACUGGCUGCAAAGCAUGGCUGUACUCCUGCUCAGCUUGCCCUUGCUUGGGUUAUCAAUCAAGGGGAUGAUGUGGUGCCUAUCCCUGGAACCACUAAGAUUAAAAAUCUGUACGAAAAUGUUGGAUCAUUGCAAGUUAAGCUGACAAAAGAAGAUUUAAAGGAGAUCUCCGAUGCUGUUCCCAUCAAUGAAGUGGCUGGAGUAAGAUCUCCGCAGUAUCAACUUACAUGGAAGUUCGCUGACACACCACAACCUAAAAAGAGCCAAGUCUGAACUUGAUAUGUACGUGAGAGCAAAGGGUUGUUGCUAGGUUUUAUUUCGGCUUGUUAAAUAAAUUCCAUCCAUGUUGGACAAGUUUUAUCAUGGUGAAAAAGUAACAAAAAUAAUGUAGUACCAUACCCUAGUGUAAACAACUUCCUGUACAAAUCUUGGACAACCUAACAACAGCAUUUCUGGUACCUUUGUGUAGACAACUACCUGGAAAAUUUAUAAAAGCUGCUGAAUGUAUUUGAAGGUU
This is a messenger RNA of Populus trichocarpa (black cottonwood), 1504 nucleotides long. RefSeq names its product perakine reductase. Bases 124 to 1260 code for a protein of 378 amino acids. Gene Ontology annotation, cellular component: cytoplasm. The record is from RefSeq and is a predicted model, not a curated record. Lineage: Eukaryota; Viridiplantae; Streptophyta; Magnoliopsida; Malpighiales; Salicaceae. The transcript has 6 exons.